Molecule: messenger RNA, 2010 nt
Organism: Chironomus riparius
Lineage: Eukaryota; Metazoa; Arthropoda; Insecta; Diptera; Chironomidae
Source: the annotation of a GenBank genome assembly
CCUGAUUUUGCUUCAAGGGGAAUGAAAGUUGAAAGUUUUUUUUUCUCUAAAAAGAAAAAUCAAUAAAUUGAGCAUAAAAUAGGAAAACUCUUAAAAUCAUGGCUGAUAACGAACAAAAAGCUCUUCAACUGAUUGCUGAGGCUGAAAAGAAGCUUAACUCAUCGAGAGGAUUCCUUGGAUCAUUGUUUGGUAGUGGAGCUAAUAAAGUAGACGAUGCGAUCGAAUGUUAUCAUCGAGCUGCAAACAUGUUUAAAAUGGCUAAGAAAUGGCAACAAGCAGGAUCUGCUUUUUGCGAGGCUGCUAACUUACAUGGAAAAGCAGGAAAUCGUCAUGAUGCUGCCACUAACUUUGUCGAUGCAUCAAACUGCUACAAAAAGGUUGAUCCCAACGAAGCUGUAUCAUGUUUAUUAAAGGCAAUCGAUAUUUAUACAGACAUGGGUCGUUUCACUAUGGCCGCAAAACACCAUCAAUCGAUCGCUGAGAUGUUUGAAAAUGAAGCUAAUGAUUUGCAUCGCGCCGUUCAACAUUAUGAGCAAGCAGCUGAUUAUUUCAAGGGUGAAGAGUCAACAAGUUCUGCAAAUAAGUGCAUGUUAAAAGUCGCCCAAUAUGCAGCUCAAUUAGAAGACUACGAUAAGGCCAUUAAUAUUUAUGAAUCUGUUGCUGCGUCAUGUCUCGAUAGUUCAUUACUCAAGUACAGUGCUAAAGAAUACUUCUUUCGUGCUUCCUUGUGCCAUAUGAGCGUUGACUUGUUAAAUGCACAGCAUGCAUUGGACAAAUAUGCCCAACAAUAUCCAGCUUUUCAGGAUUCUCGUGAAUUUAAAUUGGUCAAAACACUCGUCGAACAUUUGGAAGAGCAAAAUAUUGAUGGUUACACAGAAACAGUAAAAGAUUAUGAUAGCAUUUCGCGUUUGGAUCAAUGGUACACGACAAUCCUCUUGCGAAUUAAGAAACAGCAUAACGAUAAUCCCGAUUUACGAUAAAUGAUUUAUCGCAUAAUCAAUGCUCUCCUGUUUAUCGAAACUCAAAGUAAAAAAAUUAAAAAAAAUUCCAUUUUAUGUCGUUUUUAUUAGCAUAAAUUGAAAAUUUCAAUCCUAAUCGUUUUUAGGAGCAAUGUGAAGCAUAUGUCCAUCUAUGUUUUUACCACUUUUCAUUCUGAUAACGAGAUACAAUUCUGAAGUAUAUAAAUAUAUCCAUUAGAAUAUAAGUUUAAAAAGAAAAAUCAUGUUAUGGCUUAUUUGACUGUUAUUGAAAACAAAAAAAUAUAAAAAAAUCCUAUUUUUUAUUUUAUUUAAGAAAAUGUUUUAUUAACUUAGUUGGAAUGAAGCUUUUGUUUUGUUAUGACUCAUGGGUUUUUUUUCUACUUCUUCACAUAUUAAUUUUAUCUCGAAUGUGUAAAAUAUACAUUGUCGACUUGCAUAAAGUAGCUUACUUACAUAUGAUAAUACCUUAAAUUUCUACACUCCUCGAUAAAGAAAAAUUGCAUACCUAAAAUUAUCACUUAAUGCAGACUAAUAACCGUAAUAAUUAUAAAAAUAUUCUCUAACUCGCUGUUCAGUCUGUUACAGAGAAAAUCAUAAAAUUAAUAUAAUAAAAUAAAGUAUUUUGUGAUUUUCAAUCAUUUAUUUGUGACUCAAGGAACGAAUAAAUUGAACCUUUAGGCAAAUUAUGGUGCAAAUUGACAAUUUUAUCUAUCAAAUCAACAUUAUUUCCUUUAAAUUUUUAACCUUUUCGUUCCUUGAUGAAAUUCAACUUUUUGUUAUAAAACUACUUUGAGUCAUUUUUUUGGUCUUUUGUAUUAUAUUAAUUCUUUUUGUUCUUCCUGUAUUAUUGACACCAAUUUUUUUAUGUUUUAUAUUUUUUUAAUGUAUAAGAAGUAAAUGAACGAAUAUAUUGAUUGUAGAUAAGUCCUUAAAAUUAAUUAUAAACUAUUACAUACAUUAAUUAAGAUGAGUAUGAAAAAGUCAUUUGAAAUCUAAAAUAAAGAAAGAAGUAUCAAGAGUUUUAAAGAGC